This is a messenger RNA of Metschnikowia bicuspidata var. bicuspidata NRRL YB-4993, 282 nucleotides long. RefSeq lists its product as uncharacterized. The transcript has a single exon. The record is from RefSeq and is a predicted model, not a curated record. The annotation marks the transcript as partial. NCBI's taxonomy places the organism in Eukaryota, Fungi, Ascomycota, Pichiomycetes, Serinales, Metschnikowiaceae.
UUCUGGAAUAAUGGUGAUAUGUUUUUUGGUCUGUGUAAAACCCAAUUCCAAGAAACACCCUUUUUGGUAGUUUCCCAAGGGUUAUGGUUAAACCAGGGUACAUUGAUUUUCCAGAAAGAAAAGGGAUCAAUGGCUGGCAUGAUAAUUGACGGGAAAUCCCCAAAUGACAACUCUAGAGCUGUCACUAACCAGGGAUCAAUCUGUUUGUACAACACAAAUUGGAGAUCACACACGAACAUUAAGGGUAAUGGAUGUAUCACAGUGGGUCCGACCUCGAAAUUG